AUGUGGCUGUGGCUGGCGGCGGUGCUGGCAGGGCUGUACCUGCUGCGGCGCUGGCACCGGGAGCGGCAGACGGUGCCCGGGCUCUCGGAGAAGUUCGUGUUGAUCACAGGCUGCGACAGCGGCUUCGGGAACCUGCUGGCCCGGCAGCUGGACGCGCGGGGGCUGCCGGUGCUGGCCGCCUGCCUGACCGAGGCCGGCGCUGCGCGGCUGCGGGCGGAAGCCUCCUCCCGCCUGCAAACCGUCCUGCUGGACGUCACCUCCAGCCAGAGCAUCGCCGCCACCGCCGCCUGGGUACGGGAGCGUGUGGGCAGCCGAGGUCUCUGGGGACUGGUGAACAAUGCAGGGAUCGCUAUUCCCACUGCCCCUAAUGAGUGGCUGUCCAAGGAGGACUUUGCCAAGGUGCUGGAUGUCAACCUGCUUGGCCUCAUCGAGGUGACCCUGAGCCUCCUGCCCCUGCUGCGCCAGGCUCGGGGCCGGGUGGUCAAUGUGGCCAGCGUGAUGGGCAGGGUUGCCUUUUUUGGUGGGGGGUACUGCAUCUCCAAGUAUGGUGUGGAGGCCUUCUCCGACAGCCUCAGGCUCGAGGUGCGGCACUUUGGGGUGAAGGUCAGCAUCAUUGAGCCAGGCUACUUCAGGACAGACAUCACCAGCAGCCAGAACGUGGAGAAGCAAUUUCACCGUGCGUGGGAGAAGCUCCCACAGGAGACCAAAGCCAUUUAUGGGGAGAGUUACCUGCAGGGCUUUUCCGUCUCCCUAAAGAUGAUGCAGAAGAAAUGCAGCUCAAAUCUGGGGCUGGUGACCGACUGCAUGCAGCACGCUCUGACCAGCUGCCACCCCCGUGCCCGCUACUCAGUGGGCUGGGAUGCCAAGCUGUUCUACAUCCCACUCAGCUACCUGCCCUCGGCCCUCACUGACUUCAUCUUCAGCUGCUUAUACCCAAAACCUGCCUGGAGAGCCUAA
This is a messenger RNA of Indicator indicator, 957 nucleotides long. RefSeq names its product retinol dehydrogenase 16-like. Gene Ontology annotation, molecular function: oxidoreductase activity. The transcript has 4 exons. The record is from RefSeq and is a predicted model, not a curated record. Lineage: Eukaryota; Metazoa; Chordata; Aves; Piciformes; Indicatoridae. Bases 1 to 957 code for a protein of 318 amino acids.